Puccinia graminis f. sp. tritici CRL 75-36-700-3 is the source of this 5253-nucleotide messenger RNA. RefSeq lists its product as uncharacterized. The record is from RefSeq and is a predicted model, not a curated record. The coding region runs from base 224 to 4588 and encodes 1454 amino acids. NCBI's taxonomy places the organism in Eukaryota, Fungi, Basidiomycota, Pucciniomycetes, Pucciniales, Pucciniaceae. The transcript has 7 exons.
AUCCCAUCUUCAAUCUUUUCAACAAGUUCUUGAUAUUAUAUUUCAGGAGCAAGCUGGCCCUCAGAACCUAAUCCUCCCGAUCAGCUCAUCAUCAUCUUACUUCUCCUUCUCACUUCUUCGGCUCUCCUCCAGCUCUUUCACUCCAGCAACUGUUCAUUCAUUGUCCUUCAAGAUUUUCUUUUCUACUUAUUCUGAUCUUCUUCUGCGCCAAUUCCAACCGAGCAUGACUACCCGACCAACCAAGACGAUCCCCAUGGGCGCAACCAGCAACCCCACCCCAACAACCGCAAGCCCAAGCCAACCAACACCAACGAAACGGAAGCGAGCCCAAUUAGAUUUCACUACUACUACUACUGCCAACCCGGCUCCGACGAGCUGGCUGGGAAUAGCCUUCCAGUUGCCCUCAGUCAUCAAGAAGGAAAUCAACGACUUUGUUAAGGCUGUCAGGGGUGGAAACACUCACACUCAUCUCAAUAAUAAUAACAGCCUUCCCCCGGCUAAUAAUAGUAGUACUCAAUCCAAUCCCAAGACCGAAUCCACUCGCACCAGGCGCUACCUCAAACGCCAGAGUAGAUCAGUACCCAAUCGCCAUCAUCAACGCCCUUCCCCUCGCCGGAUCGGCAAAACACCCGAGGAAGAGCAGCAGGAAGACCGGCCACCCCGGCUCCCGUCGCCUCACUUCUCCGAUCUCGACCUGCCGUCACCGAGCAAGAAACUCAGACGAGCGGAGAAUCACUCCACCAUGACCCUCAACGAAGAUUCUGGCAACCAGGCUCGAAACGAUCAGAUCACUCAUCUCCAGCAGCAACAGCGCCAACAGCUAAUGAGUCUCGCUCAACCAAUCCCCACCACUCCUCAGACUGAGCCACCCUUGCCCCCAAAGCCAUCCCCUCAUAUUUCUUCACGCGAACGUGCUCUUUCAAGCAAUGCGGACGAUCCGUCAAAAACUCAAGAUCAACCGACACAUGUCCAACAAUCUCAUGAGCAAUACAAUCAGGAUGAUGCUGACGUCGAGGAGAUUCUUUCUCAUCGCGUUCAGCAGGGUCCCACUCCCAUAUUUAUGCCAUCAUCUGGCCUCCUAACCGGAUCCAACUCUGUUCUCUUUCCUCACUCUCAAGCUACGCGAGGUCAGGACAGCCCUGGGUCGUCGGUCAACGCUGACAUAUCCUCCUCGACGUGGCAGGCUUCCUCGUCAAUUUCUACUAACAGUGGCUCAAACAUGAACCGGGCCUUUUCCAACCAUACUUCGCUAACCUCCAACACCUCUGUCGACUUGAACGCACUCGAAGAUCUCAAAAACAACAAUAGCAUUCACGCCUCACGUCUCAACAGCGGGUCUAGCAUGCCUUCCCCUAGGAUCCGGCACACCAAGAUACUUGGUUCUCCGCGCAGUUCAUCCCGGAUGAAUACCCUUAGUGCUUCCAGUUUUUCUUCACUGGGAAGCAUCAUUAACACCGGCCUCUCAACCCAUCAGAACUUGGCUUAUCCACUCGGAGGGGGCACCAUCAAAGGAGACACCAACCCGACCUUGCACCCAUCCACCUCAGAUAACGAACGUGAAUUUUUGACAAGCGAUUCUGACAUCAACAAUGACGAGCCUGCCGCCAUCCAAAUCGGUCGUCGGAUAAUUUCUCAGCGUCCCGCCCCGGCUUCUCGUCGUAAGGUUCCGCUGGCUGAGAUAAUUGGCAGACCACUUGAUCCCUCACCCUCGAUCUCCUCUUUGCAAUCGCACCUCGAAGGCUUUCGCGAGUCAAAUGACCUGAACGCAUCGCCUUCUAUUGGCAGCAUUGCAAGCUUAUUUGCAGGAUGUCCUAUUCCUCCCAAGAACCAGGCUCGGCUCACUAUCCCGCCAUCUUUCUUGAAAGAAGCCAACAAGCCACAAGCUUGUCCAGCUGAAAACGACAUCGCUGAAGAAUCGAGCUUUUCUGUCACCAACACGUCCUCAUCGUUAAAUACACUGCGCAGCCAGUUGAGCAACACAAUGCACGCUUGCAACAGUCCGCCCUCUGAAUCAGCUCCAAUCGAUAUGACUAAAUCUCUCCCAAGCCCUCGUGAAAUUCGCCACCAGGAAAUGAUUGCGGAAGUCGAUGAAGAUGUUGAUGACUCGUAUGAGUUUUUGGAACGAGAAGAAGCACAAGGGCUCGAGUUCGAAACGCCCAAUCGCAAACGCAAAAGGCUCCUGCAUCGCAGCGACUUGAUCCAUUUUCGCAGGCCAGGUCUCGCGGCCAUCGACUUGACUACAAGCAAGCUAGUCGAUUUACACCCCAACCAAUCACAACCAAAGCCCAAGACUAAGGUAAUGCAGAAGCUCGGCUUGUCUCGAGGCCACCAUAAGCGACACACAGCAGACCACUCUCAAAGCACCACAGAUGCAGACGAACCUGAAGAAUCGCCUACUAAGAAGAUCCGAGUUCUACAAAGUGAAAUCACUCGACUCAGACAGGAGCUUGAAAAUGAGAAAACCAGAUCUGCUCAAAGAAACUCGAUGUACAUGUCAAUUGAUCGAGCCAGUAGACGUGCCAGCCAGUCUAGUGACAGUCACCAUGUGACCUUUUCCCCGCGUUCCCCAUUGUUUGUCUCCUCACCGGUGUCUUCAUCUCGCGUUUCAACCCAACGCUGUCAGUUACUGAGCCCAUCCCGAGACCCAACCAACAGCAAACGUAACAGUGGAAUGACAGAUUCGCCAGUGGUGGUCAAGAAACCCUGCGAUGGUGCCACCGUUGGAGGGUCUCCCUUCAUUGUUUCUCGCGUGUUUGGCCAAGGCCCUGACGUUGUGGGCGAGUCUACUCCAGCUCAAGCCGAGAAGUGGCUUCAAAAGAAGAAGUCUGCUUCUGGAACACAGGGCAGUACACGACUUCCUGGACUAGCGCACGACUUGUUUGGAGCCAAGUCCUCUAAAGCUGGACACAGUUCAUCUGGAACUGGUGCCAGGCGUCCAACAAGCGCCAACUCCAACGCCAGUGGUUGGAAUCGUGACCGGGAACUGGAGGCCGAUUUAUUCAGUUCACCCAGAGCGAAAACUUUGAAAAAGGUGAACCGAAACUCAAAGACCGGGCCUGUGGUGACACAAUCCCGUUCGAACAUUCGCGCCAUGUUUAGGAACUCAAUCAGCGAUUUACAUCGACACGCCGCAUCAACCAGCAGCAGUAGACCCUCUACAGCUUCUGAUCAGCCCCCGGAUAUGGCUACAUUCUUGAAUGAAUUGAAGUCGUCUGGUCGAAGUAAACUUCGUAAGACUCCAGGAAGUGCUAAGUAUUACAACAUGCAACGCUCGAUUGGCAGUCCAAAAGCUAAUCCUCGCAAGUAUCAGGACCCACUGAUGAGAAGAAGUGUAGAUUGUCAUAAUGCAAGCAUCUUAAGUUCAGUGCUCCAUAGCUACCCUCCCAAUUCACAGCCUCAUCCAAAACACUUGGAUAACUCUAGUUCUUCACGGACAUCCACCUUAUCUGGCCGAACGGAAGGUACUGCUUCCAGUGCCAACACACACGACGCCGAUCGUCCAACCUCACCAACUGUCUCGAAGCAUCGCCCACACACAUCACACCAAUGUAAAUCUCCACUGGCACGCAAGGUCUACCCUAGCGGUAACCCAACGAAGUCAAAUGAACCCGAGAACAGUGAUGUUCAUGUUGUCUUGGGGGAGGCGAUCAGUACCCCCAAACGAAGCAAACCGACAGGUCAUUUGUCUCGCAGUUUGGUGGACCCACAUAUGACUCCUCGAGCCAGGGGCUUCACCAAUGUAGCCAAACCGACUUCCCCGAUCCAAAGAGACUUUACCAUGGAUGAGCUAAUCCAGCAGGUCAAGGAGCUCAAUGAUCAUCAAACCAUCGCAGAUGAAGAAGCCGGAGGUCCACCCGUCCCACGAGCUGACCACAGGCUCCGCAACCAUGACUUGGUGCAUCAGAUGGGUUUCUGCUCGAGUAACGAGAAUAGUCUGGAAAUCGGUAACCUCUCACAGGCAUCCAUGAGUGGUGGGUCCAACCUCACUGCUGCAUUAGUGAGCCCAGUUACGAACCGCCGGACUGUCUGCCAGGAAAGCACUCGGCAACGAAGUAGUCCAAUGUUGAAGAGCCUUACAGAAGGCCGGCCCAAGCCGAAGACAUCGCCUGUCAAAGGCUCAGGCUCACUUACAAAUGGGAACAGCAACCGCUGGUCAACCCAAAGCACCAUCAGGUUAGUGUCUAUACUUAACCACUCGAUCGAUGAUGGGGAUACUUUUUAUGAGAACGGCGGCGGAAACCUUAACGGAACUCUGCGGGCAAGACCGACUGAACGAAGGGUAAGAAUAUUAGAGGACCACACCAAUCUCAAUCAGUCACGAUCAUCGACUGGGUCUGGCAGCCGUCGUCACAGCAUGCCGGUGAACCUAGUCAAGUCCAAACACUUGUCCAGUACCGCCGAAGACGAGAACGAGCAACCGGUAGAUACCCACGACGGUCAAGACGUCCAAUCUCCACCAACCAAAGCCGCUCAGCCUUGGGUCGUCUUGAAGCCCGAAUCGGAUCGUCAGACUGGCGCUGAGCCUAACCUUAGACGAUGGAGCUUGAGAACAUCGGCUAUCAUUAGCGCGCACCCUAAACUGGAGUAAAAAAUCGUUGUCGUCUUGUCUUCCAUUUCAAUAUAUUCGAAAACAUCUUUUCUCAUCUUUCCUCUUUUUUCUGACUCCUGUCGUUGUUUCUCCGAUUUCUUUCAUCUUUCCUCUCUGAGAUUCUUUCCUCCAUCAAACAGAAAAACAAUAAUACUAAUAUACUUGAGAAGUCUUACUUGCACAUACAUCAGUCACCACACUUUUCUCAAUCUCCUUGUCGACUACUUCUUUUAAUACUUUGUUCUUUUCCUCUUAUCCCCCAAAACUUGGGGUUUUUGUUUUUGUCAUUCAUUCAUUCGUUCAAUUUGUUUUAUUAACUUAGUGUUCUUUACCCCACAACACAACACAACGAAUACAUACAAGUGCAAAAUAAUCACAUCACCGUAUAACCUACUUGAUUGUUUCCUCUUUCUUUUCUUUUUUUUUUUUUUUUUUGCGUCUCUCUUGUCUUCACACCACAUUUGCGCUUAUUCAUUUCAUCAGUUACAAUUGGCUUGUAUUGGUCCCCACCCCCCUCCUCCUGUCUGUCUGUCUGUCAAUUAGAUGCAAGCAAUAUAUCAGUAAUCGUAUGUCGUUAUCAUCGGCUCAUCUUGUCCUUUUGAAGUCUCUUCUAAUUUGAUCCUUGUCCAUUGCUCGAUCGUUCCGAUUUUCCAUAGCGAUUCGCG